Messenger RNA from Diceros bicornis minor, 1173 nucleotides. RefSeq names its product ribonuclease H-like. The record is from RefSeq and is a predicted model, not a curated record. Lineage: Eukaryota; Metazoa; Chordata; Mammalia; Perissodactyla; Rhinocerotidae. Gene Ontology annotation, molecular function: nucleic acid binding; RNA-DNA hybrid ribonuclease activity. The coding region runs from base 1 to 819 and encodes 272 amino acids. The transcript has 3 exons.
AUGGACGUACCAACUCAGGCAGGGAGCAAAUUCACCCUUCCUCUGCGUUUUAGUUCUAUUCAGGCUCUCAGUGGAUUGGAUGAUGCUCAUCCACACCGGGCCAAACCUGGCCCAAAGGGGUUGUCCCUACAGCAUGAACAAGUGUCUCAAUAUAGCAGUGAGCCAACUGUGUCACCCAAGACUGAUGUAACAGAAUCUCCUGUUAAAUGGGGUGUCUCAUAUGAUCAAUUGACUGAAGAACAACAAAAACAUACCUGGUUUACGGAUGGUUCUGCCAAAAUGAUAUCGAGCUCACGGAAAUGGAAAGCAGUUGCCUAUAACCCAUCCACCCAACAAACAAUUGUCACCACUGGAGAUAAUAUGAGUAGCCAAUAUGCUGAACUUUAUGCGGUGUAUCAGGCACUUCAACAAGAACAGGGGCAACAAUGUCAUAUAUAUACUGAUUCGUGGGCAGUGGCACAAGGUUUGGCAACGUGGAUGCCACAAUGGAAAAAACAUGAUUGGAAAAUUAAUGAUAAAGAAAUAUGGGGAAAGAAAUUAUGGGAAGACAUAUGGUUAUGGUGUCAAAACACAAUUGUUACUGUAUUUCAUGUUGAUGCUCACAGUUCUUUAAUUUCUGCAGAACGAAAGCAUAAUUCUCAUGCUAAUCAGCUGGUGCAGAUUCGUGCAACGCACAACCCAGGCUUAGCACAAUGGGUCCACGAAAAGAGUGGACACUUGGGAGAACAAGCUUCAUACAGAUAUUCCUGCUGUGUUUACUAUGCUGUGCUGCACUUCCAUGUCUGCUGCAGACCUACACGCCAACUAAUGUCUCCGUAGGACAACCUUUGACCCUGCACUGCUGGACCAACUGCUCUACACCAGUGGGACCUAUAACCUGGACUAUGAAUGGCCGAGAAAUUUGGUCUCAGAAACAUCAAGCAAUCUCUCGGUACAAGCCUAUAUCUGACCAGUCACGCAGAACUAGUUAUAAUUUCUCCAUUGCUCUGUCUUCUGUUACCCUCCGUGAUGGGGGCUGGUAUUCUUGUAUUAAAUGGAAGAAGGGAAAUCCAGAUUCCCCGUUUCUUAAAGAAACUCGAUUUAUUAGCAUCCUUCCUAAUGCCACUACUCCUCUUAAAAACACUAAUCUGUGGUUACAUUUAGCUCAUACAGUUCUUAAUGAAACUGCUUUUU